AUGCGCCGCUCUCAGGCAUCCUUCUUCCGUGUCGCUGUGCUCGGUGCUGCCGGUGGCAUCGGCCAGCCCUUGUCGCUCCUUCUCAAAAAUAACAAGUACGUGAAGGAGCUGAAACUGUACGAUAUCAAGGGCGCCCCUGGUGUGGCUGCAGACCUCUCCCACAUCUACACCCCAGCGAAGGUGUUUGAGUACACGAAGGACGAGCUCUCAAAGGCAGUCGAGGACGCUGACCUUGUGGUGAUUCCCGCUGGCGUGCCCCGUAAGCCGGGGAUGACGCGCGACGACCUCUUCAACACGAAUGCCAGCAUCGUGCGCGAUCUCUCAAAGGCUGUCGGCAAGGCCUCACCGAAGGCUAUCAUCGGUAUCAUCAGCAACCCUGUCAACAGCACUGUGCCCGUGGCUGCUGAGGCGCUGAAGGAGUUCGCGUACGAUCCUGCGCGCCUCUUUGGCGUUACCACACUCGACGCUGUCCGUGCCCGCACCUUCGUCGCAGAGGCGCUCGGCGCAAGCCCGUACGACGUUAACGUCCCUGUUAUUGGCGGGCAUAGCGGUGAGACGAUUGUGCCGCUGCUCUCGGGCUUCCCGUCGCUGUCGGAGGACCAGGUGCGGCAGCUGACGCACCGCAUUCAGUUCGGUGGUGACGAGGUGGUGAAGGCCAAGGAAGGUGCGGGCUCGGCGACGCUGUCCAUGGCGUACGCGGGCAACGAGUGGACGACGGCGAUACUGCGCGCCCUCAAUGGCGAGAAGGGUGUCGUGGUCUGCACGUACGUGCAGAGCUGCGUGGAGCCGUCGUGCGCCUUCUUCAGCUCGCCGGUAUUGCUGGGCAAGCGGGGUGUCGAAAAGAUCUACCCUGUGCCGACGCUGAACAUAUACGAAGAGAAGCUGAUGUCCAAGUGCUUGAAGGUUCUGCCGGGCGACAUCAAGAAGGGCAUCGAGCUCGGCAACUGGUAA
Leishmania mexicana MHOM/GT/2001/U1103 is the source of this 951-nucleotide messenger RNA. Its product is annotated as malate dehydrogenase. Gene Ontology annotation, biological process: malate metabolic process; tricarboxylic acid cycle. The record is from RefSeq and is a predicted model, not a curated record. The transcript has a single exon. NCBI's taxonomy places the organism in Eukaryota, Euglenozoa, Kinetoplastea, Trypanosomatida, Trypanosomatidae. Gene Ontology annotation, molecular function: L-malate dehydrogenase (NAD+) activity. Gene Ontology annotation, cellular component: cytoplasm. Bases 1 to 951 code for a protein of 316 amino acids.